Molecule: messenger RNA, 919 nt
Organism: Trametes versicolor FP-101664 SS1
Lineage: Eukaryota; Fungi; Basidiomycota; Agaricomycetes; Polyporales; Polyporaceae
Exons: 6
Coding region: 17-919 (300 amino acids)
Source: RefSeq, a predicted model, not a curated record
CCCCUUCGGAGUCAACAUGCCUCUCGAGCUCAACGGCUACUCUGCGCAUAUAUGCUGCGAUGAUAAAGAACUGGAGACCUACGAUGUACGCGUGGAGGACGAGAAGACUAUCAGCUGUUGGAUUCCGAGCGAAGAGGGAAAGGCGUUUACUGUCCAUUGGGGCGACGAUUCCUCUUCAACAAGCAUGUUUGUGAAAGUUAUCAUGGAUGGCCGCAAGGUUGGGAAAACCGCACAUCGACCAGUUGCGACGGGGCGCAUGGAUGGAGCGCGUGAAACCUCAGACACUCUCCGCCCAUUCAUAUUUGCUCCGCUUGUACUCACAGACGAUGAUGCUCUGCUGGAUUCCGGCGUGAAUGAAGACCUCGGUACCAUACAAAUCGAAAUGAAGCUGGUUGAGUACUUUUCGGAGGCGAAAAAAUUCUCUGCAAUACACGUGCCUGAAAUUGGUUCCGUGCAUGAAAGAAGCAAGAAGGCGGGGGUUCAUGCGGUCGCUCUCGGGCAGCCUCAGGAGGCCAAAUUCGUUAAGUCCUUGAAGGGCCACGGCAUCGGCAAAGUCCCCAUUGCCACCUUCAAAUUCCGUUACCGGCCGUUGGAACUUUUGCAGGCGAACGGUGUCGCCCCCCUCCCUGAAAAGUCGAGGACGCUCAAUAAGCGUCCACUAGGGGACAUGGACAAACUUGACAGCGCUGGUCCCAGUAGCCGCAAACGCCAGCAUACGGAGCCUGUCGUUAACGUCAAACCGGAAGCUGAGGAUGAGGAGGAGGAGGACAUGCAAUUUCUCGAGGAGCAACUCCAAAUGAUGCAAAGGCGUGUGGAGAAAGCAAGGGCAGCAACAAAAGCGAAAAACAUCGUCAAGCGGGAGGUGUCGCCGAUCCGUAUCCCGUUCUCGGAUAGCAACGACGUCAUUGACUUGACCUAG